Neofelis nebulosa (Clouded leopard) is the source of this 2872-nucleotide messenger RNA. Its product is annotated as RNA exonuclease 1 homolog. The transcript has 7 exons. Gene Ontology annotation, cellular component: myosin complex. Lineage: Eukaryota; Metazoa; Chordata; Mammalia; Carnivora; Felidae. Gene Ontology annotation, molecular function: ATP binding; cytoskeletal motor activity. The record is from RefSeq and is a predicted model, not a curated record. The coding region runs from base 1 to 2655 and encodes 884 amino acids.
AUGGGUGGGAGCAAGGGCAAAGCGUCCCAGCGCCAGGAGGGCCCCAGGAGGCCGGUCGCAGCAGAGCAGGAGUCCCGGUCGGGCAGCGCCCACUGCGCACCCAGCCAGGAAAGCGGACAGGGUCGAGGUAAGGCCCGAAGGACCAGACCGGUCUUGGAACCGGUCACUGCGGGAAGCCACAGGACCCACGCUGGCCGCCGGAAGCCCACCGCAGAGCAGAACGGCGGCUGCAGACGGUCAGGGGCUGGGCCGCCAGCAGAGGCCCAGGGGAGACUAGGCAGUGCGCGGCGUCGGGGACGCGGAUCUAAGGAGAGCCGCGAGCCCCGGGAGGACCGUGGCGGGCGCCUGGAGGAAGAGAGUCUCUCCCGAGAAGGGACAACGAGUGAGCUCUGCCGCCGCAGGAGGAGAGGAAAAGGGCGGGGACCCUCGGCUCGGCAGGGCUGCCGGGAGACUCGGAGCCUGCAUGGGGACACGUCGGGUGGAGACGGGGGCAGCUCUUGCCCGGACAGCGAAGCCCGCGAGGCCCAGGAGAGCGACAGCCAGAGCACUGGGGCCCCAGAGCUGCGACCCAAGCCGGAGCAAAAGGACACGGUCCCGGGAGACACCCAAACCGAGUCGGAGCCAGAGCUGGAACCCGGCGAACGCCCCAGCAGCGACGGCGGGGGCAGCGCUGAACCCCGGAGCCGGGAAGGGCCGUCGGGGGUGGGACCCCAGGGAGAGAAGGAGGAUUCCGGGACAGACACGGAAUCGAGUCUGGAGGGGGCCGGACCUGGAGGGGGCCCACGGACAGCCCCAGGAACGGCGAGCCAGGCCACCGAAGCCGAAGAGACUAGGCCGGGCAAAAAACCCAAGGCCCCCAGCCCCCUCGAGGGCAGCCCAGAGUGCGUCCCCCGGAGCUCGAGGGCUUCUCGGGACCCCGGGCUGGCCCGGGACACAAGAAACAGCGAGGCGCGGCCGGAGGCUGGGUCGCAGGGCGCCGAGCCGGGAAGAGCCGAGGCCUCCGGGACUCGGCGCCUCCAGGUCGGAAAGGCGGUGGGGGAGGUGCAAGUGGCGGCAGGUGAGAGCGAAUCUGGGGCUGGAGGGGGAGACGGGCCCCGGGACCCAGCGCCGCUGGCCGCCCUCGUGGCGCUCCGCAGGCUCCGCGCGAAAUCCCCGGCAGGCCCCGCUCCCCAGGCCGCCGCUUCGGCUCCCCGCCGCGCCGGCCUUAAAGAGCGGCUGCGGCGCGUGGCGCGCGCCCUGGGUCUGCUGCGGUGGCUUUGGCUGCGGCUGCGGCGGCCCGAGGGCGAGGGCCGGGGGGCGGGGUCGCGGGCGGCCGGGGGGCGGGGCCGCAGGCCGGGAGCGAGGCGCCGUCUCGCGCUGCGCCUGGCGGGCGUAGCGAGACUGGGGGCGCGGCCCAGGCCUCCCCCUGGCGGCGGCUCGAGCUCCCCACAGCCUUCGAAGAGCCCAGCUCCCGAGGACCCUUCUGAGGAUGAGGACCGGACUCCGGAUCCCAAGUUCGCGGUCGUGUUCCCCAGGAGGCACAGGACCGGGAGGGAGUCGAGCAGUCGGAGCUCAGAGGAAGCGUCCGCGGACGCCCCAGCCCGGGGGGGACGCGUUUGGCCUUGUGAAGGGGCUUCGGGGGACAGGGAGGGGCGCAGGGCGAGUGGAGAAAGUGUGGCCGGGCCCCGCCGGGGCUCUCUCCUCGGCCCUGCUCCCCGCGACGAGCCCCCACUGGACGAGAGCGGCUCCAGCAGUGAAGCGGGGCCGGAAACCUUGGAGGCCGAGGCUCCGGUCCACUGGACUCAGAGCUCGGAACCCCGCGAGGACCCCGGACUUGACACCGACGACGCGCUGCUGCCUCGACUCACCUUGGAGACCCACCUGUGGUGGGAGAGAAGCCCGGGCCCCUGCGGGCCUCCGAGGGGGCGGUGGGUGCCAGAAGAUGAGGCUGAGGAGGCGCUGGAGAGGGACCUGGAGCUGAGCCUCGGGCCGGGCCUGGAGGUACCGCCCUCCCUGGGAGCGGAGGGCAGGAGCCUUGCGGAAGGCCUGGAAGACACGGACGACCUGGCUCGGCUGCGACCAGUGUGUAACAGCUCUGUGCUGCUGUGCCUCAAGAAGAGGUUUCAUCUGGGCCGAAUCUACACCUUUGGGGGACCCUUUCUGCUCUCCCUGAACCCCCGCCGGCCCCUGCCUCUCUUCUCAGCUGAGGUCCUGGCCAGCUACCACCCCAAGAAGGCCCUUAACACCACCCCACACAUCUUCGCCAUCGUGGCGUCAGCCUAUCGCCUGUCUCAGAGCACUGGGCAGGGCACAUGCAUUCUCCUCGGUGGGCACAGUGGCUCAGGGAAGACAGAAGCUGCCAAAAAGAUUGUGCAAUUCCUAAGCAGCGUGGAGCAGGAGCAAACAAGGGACAGAAGAUGUCAGCUGGACGGUGUGCUGCUGAUGCUUCGCAGCUUUGGCCACGCCAAAACAGUCCUCAAUGCAAACGCCAGUCGCUUCGGCCAGGUCUUGCGUCUCUGCCUGCAGCGUGGGGUCAUCGUGGGAGCUUCUGUGUCACAUUAUCUGCUGGAGGCCUCGAGGGUCGUGUUUCAGGUAAGACCUGUGCUGCUGCUCGCCUCUCUCCAGCUUCCCAGAGUGGGAGAGGGAGAGGGGCCAUGCAGGGAGUGUGGUUGCUAACCCCCUUGCCCCCCACCCUGCAUCCCUGCCUUUCCCAGGACUUGUCCUUGCUCCCCUGAGGCACAGGACCAGAGCCCUGCUCUCCCUAAGCCAGUCCUUCUCCCCAAGGCCCAGGCUGAGCGGAGCUUCCAUGUUUUUUACGAGUUGCUGGCGGGGCUGGACCCUGUGGCACGGGAGCAGCUCUCCCUACAAGGGCCGGAGACCUACUACUACCUGA